Molecule: messenger RNA, 956 nt
Organism: Bufo gargarizans (Asiatic toad)
Lineage: Eukaryota; Metazoa; Chordata; Amphibia; Anura; Bufonidae
Product: adiponectin-like
Exons: 3
Coding region: 100-825 (241 amino acids)
Molecular function (GO): protein binding
Source: RefSeq, a predicted model, not a curated record
AGGAACCCAAAAGCUGCCUAAUAAGACUGAACCAAGACAACCAGAAAAGCCAAACGUAGAGCAUAAUACAUUUCAGUUCCAGGGCAUUGAGAGCUGAAGAUGAAUGAUUUACCAAUAAUGAGACGGAUUACAUUGCUGGUUGCAAUCCUGGUCAUAUACUGCGUUAUAGGGAAUUGUGAAGUCGGCACAAAACACAAUGAAUGCAGUACAGGAGUCCCAGGUAUCCCAGGAACACCAGGACUGAAUGGUCAGCAUGGACUUCCAGGAAGAGAUGGUAAAGAUGGGGAGCCAGGACCAAAAGGUGACCCAGGUAAAUCUGGAGAAAAUGGUCCACAAGGUCCACCUGGUCCUCAUGGUAAAACAGGUCCUCCAGGAUCUGCUGGGUCUCCAGGUCUUCAAGGUCAACCAGGCUUACCAGGAACACCAUCAAUGACCAGGAAAACCUAUGCAUUUCACGUUGGACUGUCAUCUUCUUAUCCGUCUACCGAUGGCCCAAUUAAAUUUGAAAAAGUUUUUUACAAUGAGCAAAGUAUUUAUAAGACAGAAAGUGGAAAGUUCAUUGCUCCAGUAGACGGUCUUUAUUUCCUGUCAUACCAAAUUACAGUCUAUUAUAAAAAUGUACAAAUUAACUUACAACAUAAUGGUAAUAUUGUGCAGUACAUGUAUCAUGUGUACGAUGGGUCCAAUACUAACCAAGCCUCUGGAGCCUCAAUUCUAAAGCUGAAACAGAAUGAGGAGGUUUGGCUGCAGGUUGUAGGAAGCAACAAUGGUCUUUAUGCUGAUAGUGAUGACGACACUACAUUCUCAGGCUUUCUGAUUUCAUGAAACCAGAUCAAACUUCUUUACAAUAAAAAUUCAAUAUAAUAAUGGCAUCAAACACAUCAAAUUGAACUACCACAAACAUAAAAGGGCUCAACUAAAGAUUUAAAUAUAAAAGUAAUUUUGUUGCAUAAAAA